Messenger RNA from Rhododendron vialii, 444 nucleotides. RefSeq names its product glucan endo-1,3-beta-glucosidase, acidic-like. The transcript has 3 exons. Gene Ontology annotation, biological process: carbohydrate metabolic process. Gene Ontology annotation, cellular component: plasma membrane. The coding region runs from base 1 to 444 and encodes 147 amino acids. Gene Ontology annotation, molecular function: hydrolase activity, hydrolyzing O-glycosyl compounds. NCBI's taxonomy places the organism in Eukaryota, Viridiplantae, Streptophyta, Magnoliopsida, Ericales, Ericaceae. The record is from RefSeq and is a predicted model, not a curated record.
AUGUAUCCUUUUCAACGAAUUUCUCACUUACGCCAAAAGAAUGGAAUUAGCUAUGAGAGACUAGACAAAAUUGCAAGCAUAUCUGUUUUGCAGGUUGAUGUGGUGCGGUUAUGCUAUGUUGUGGCUUGUGUUCAGAAUCGUUUGAUGCACGUUUCCACUGCAACAUACUCGGUGCUUGUAAGCAACCCAUACCCUCCUUCUGAGGGCUCUUACGAUGGCGCCUCGGGGAACCCUUUCGAUGCCAUGUUGGACGCCGCCUACUCUGUUGUAGAGAAGGCGAGCGGACCCAACGUGGAAAUCAUGGUGUCAAAGAGCAGAUGGCCGUCUACGGGCGACAAUGAUGCUUCCAUGGAGAAUGCAGGGACUUAUUAUAGGAACCUUAUCAAUCAUGUGAAAGGAGGGAGUGGGACUCCCAAGAGUCUUGGGAAGGCUAUUGAGACUUAG